UAGAUUUUAUUGUGGUAAUAUUGAAAAUGUAGGCACUAUUUUGAAAGUAGUAGUAUUUUUUUGCUUAAGUGUACUAUAUCAUGGUGUAUUUGUUUCUGUCUUUUUGAAAGGAUAGGGAGAGGAGAUCUGUGUAGUAUUUAAUAAUAUUAUUUUUUGUGAUUAUUAGGCGGAUAAAGACACAUUUACCAGGAGCAAAGGAGAAAUGGGAUUUAAAUGAAGAGCCAAAAGCAUCCGAACAAAACAGGGAAAAGAUAGCAGAAUUAGAGCUAGAACAGACAAAGAUAAAAGACAGAUUAAAGGUACUUGAUGAACAAACUGAACUUAUCAAUGAUCAUGUGUUAAGAAUGAAAGGCAUCAAACAACAAGAGAAAGAACUUCAUUCUGAUAUCACUGAAUCAGAUGAUUUAACUAUUUACUGUGCAACGUGCAGUAAACCAAUCGUACUAAAAAAGGCCCUAGUACAUAUGGAGAAAUGCUUCAAUAAAGUAGAGGGUAUGGUAUCUUUUGGUUCAAUAGUCAAGAAUGAAGGUAUUAAUAUUUUCUGUGACAAGUACGACAGCUCCCAGGGAACUUACUGUAAGAGGUUGAAGGUUCUUUGUCCUGAGCACACCAAAGAGCCAAAGGUUGCACCACACGAGAUUUGUGGGUGCCCAUUGGAAUCGGAUUUCCCUGGAAAGAAGAAAGUUUGUUCAGUUUUCUGUCGUUCGUUAAAGGAGAGCUGCUCUGUCCAUUACUGCUGGGAGAGGUUGAGGAAAGCUGAGAUUGACCAGGAGAAGCUAAACCUGUAUUUAAAGCUUGAAGAGCUAGGAGAGCAAAUGAGACUAUUACAAUGGCAGCUAAGCUAUAGGAAAUCACUAAUGGCCAUAUUACUUCAUCACACUGUUGACCAUUCAAAAGACAGGAGCACUUUUACUACUAAUGUUCAAUGAAAAUUUAAUUUAUACUUAGAUACCACGUGGUUGGAGUAUACGGAGUAAAAACGGAAACAAAAAUUAAUAGGCGGGGCUGUUGAGAGAGAAAAAGUUAAAGAACUGAAAUCUGUACUGUAAUCUGUUUGCAAAGAGAGUUGUAGCUCGGCUAGUAGGCACAAUGAGUCAUCCAGUAGCUA
This is a messenger RNA of Amphimedon queenslandica, 1108 nucleotides long. Its product is annotated as CXXC-type zinc finger protein 1-like. Gene Ontology annotation, cellular component: Set1C/COMPASS complex. The coding region runs from base 345 to 929 and encodes 194 amino acids. Gene Ontology annotation, biological process: positive regulation of DNA-templated transcription. The record is from RefSeq and is a predicted model, not a curated record. NCBI's taxonomy places the organism in Eukaryota, Metazoa, Porifera, Demospongiae, Haplosclerida, Niphatidae. The transcript is spliced from 7 exons.